CUCGAGUAGCGAUUUGAAUGAUUGCGUGCUUGCUUCAAAGCAGACCGAUUAUCGGCAGCGAGCUCCCAAUGGUCUAAGCUGACCACUGUCUGCUUCUUUAAAUUGCCCUAGGAUCCCGCUGCCUGCCCUGCCUGCUUCGAUCUUCCCUCUACAACCUGCCGAAAAAGCGUCCUGGGAUUCUCAGAGACCCUCGCGAUAUCCGACAACAAGAUGCAUAUCCUGGUAACCAACGACGACGGGCCGCCCUCGUACCACUCUCCCUACAUACACACCUUUGUGCGACAUUUGGAGCGAGCAGGGCACACUGUCUCUGUCUGCGUUCCCGACACACAGCGGUCAUGGAUUGGCAAGGCGCAUAUGAUCGGCCAGACGCUGAAGCCUGUCUACUACCGGCCCUCGGCCAAUAGCCAUGGCGAGGACAUUGAAGGAACAAUACAUGCUCGACCGUCUGCCUCAGGCGAUGUCGAAGAAUGGGUCCUUAUUGACGGAACGCCGGCGUCUUGCGUGCAGAUUGGCACAAAUCACUUCUUCCAACACAAGGGGCCAAUUGAUUUGGUAGUGAGCGGGCCAAACUACGGGAGGAACAGCACGGCAAUAUUUGCACUGAGUUCUGGAACAUUGGGUGCGGCGCUAGAGGCAGCGGCUUGCAGAGACAAGGCUAUUGCUCUGAGCUUCUCGCAAACGCACGACGCAAAACUCAUCGAUGCGGCAUGUCGGCACAGCAUUAGGGUCAUUGAAUAUCUCUACAAGAACUGGCCGACUGACGGUAGCGCUGAUCUGUACACAAUCAACAUUCCUCUUGUCGAAAACAUAGAGACGAAUCCAGUAGUGUGGACAGACAUCCUACAGAAUUACUGGUCCAAAGAAGGCUGCUUUGAAGCUAUUGAGCCCGAAGAUGAGGCGGAAAGAAUAGAGAACGGAACUGAAGGCGCGAUCAACGGUGCUUCCAAAGGACUUGCGCAUAAAAACUUCAAAUGGGCGCCUAAAAUCAUGGAAGUGCACAAGACUAUACAAGAAGGAGGGCCUGGAUCCGAUGGAUGGGUUGUUAGAGAAGGGCAUACAAGUGUUACACCUCUCAAAGCAAACUUUGCCAGUUGUGCGGGAGACAAAGCUCUGCAAGAGAUCAAGCUUCCUCCUAUUAAGUUACCUUCUUCUACCGCAGAACUGUCAGUUCGAGAGAGCCCUAAGGAGAAAGAGAAGACAAAUUCUGGGAUUCAAGCUAUCGUGUCAUACGAUGACCCUUACGUUCAACCCCUAAUUGUAGCCGCGCUGAACGCCGUGCUACCCAAAGAAUCGUUUAACCUCAUCACCGAUAUAUCUUCAGAGAACUUCAACUUAUCGACCACACUCUCAUCUUCCGACAGCAAUGUGUUGCAAAUCAUCCCUUACGAAGCCAUCGACUUUGAAUUUGCUUCAUCGCAUACCAAAACCAGCCUUAUUAACAGCUACAUGAUCCGGAAAGCGCUUAUCAGGAAACACUACCUAUCAGCAACGCUUGACCACUGGGCAGCCAAGAACCCUGACUCGGUUCUCAAGAAGCAUCUUAGGCGUAGCGAGGCAUUUGAAGUAGAUUAUGCUGAAUUUCUCGAUGACGCUCUCAUUGAGGCGUUUGACCUCAGGGAGAGCCUAGAUCGCAACGCAGAGAAGGAGGAUGCGAGUGAAAGAGAGUGGUGGAUUCUCAAGCCGGGGAUGAGUGAUCGCGGUCAGGGCAUCCGUCUGUUCAGUACCAUGGAUGAGUUACAAGACAUUUUCGACGGAUGGGAGGCAGAGCGGCCUGAUAGUGAUGACGAAGACGAAGACGAAGAUGACGGCGCCCAGAGAGGCGAAGCAGAGGAUGAAGACGCCGGCGGUGACUACAUCACGGCCUCUCAUCUUCGCCACUUCGUGGCUCAGCCGUACAUCCAUCCUCCUCUGAUCCUCUCCCCCGGCGGCCACAAGUUCCACAUCCGGACCUAUGUCCUCUGCACGGGAAGCCUCGACGUCUACGUCUACAAGCACAUGCUCGCCCUCUUCGCUGGCAAGCCUUACACAGCCCCCUGGGAGGCACCGACCGACAUCGAGGCUUUCCUGACAAACACAUGUUUACAAGAUUCGCCAAACGAGAACACAGUGCAGCGAUUCUGGAACCUGCCCCUGGAGAAGACGGCUGUGCUGGACAAGGUGUUUGGGCAGAUUUGCGAGACGACAGGAGAGGUGUUUGAGGCGGCGGCGAGGGCCAUGCCAAUUCACUUCCAGACGCUGCCGAAUGCGUUUGAGGUGUUUGGGCUGGAUUUCCUGGUUGAUGAGGGGGGUGAGGCUUGGCUGCUGGAGAUUAAUGCAUUCCCGGACUUUAAGCAGACAGGGGGGGACUUGAAGGAGAUUGUGGAAGGAUUCUGGAGAGGGGUGGUUAAGUUUGCGGUUGGGCCGUUUUUCGGGGUUGAUGGCAUGGCAAAGGGCGAUGAGGAUGAGGAUAUGGUGCUUGUGAAGAAGGUUGAUCUGGGGAGGAGGUGAUUGGGAUUAGCUUUCUUGUGUUUGGGUGGGCUUUUAUUUGCUUUUUUGAUAGAUGUAUAGAGGGACAGGCAUUUAUAGACAAGCUCCCUUUGCUCCUGGUGAGGGGGUUGAUGAGCUUAGUAUAGUCGUGAUAAUUAAGAUGUGUGG
Messenger RNA from Trichoderma asperellum CBS 433.97, 2637 nucleotides. RefSeq lists its product as uncharacterized. The record is from RefSeq and is a predicted model, not a curated record. NCBI's taxonomy places the organism in Eukaryota, Fungi, Ascomycota, Sordariomycetes, Hypocreales, Hypocreaceae. Gene Ontology annotation, cellular component: P-body. Gene Ontology annotation, molecular function: hydrolase activity. Gene Ontology annotation, biological process: protein modification process.